Molecule: messenger RNA, 906 nt
Organism: Symbiodinium natans
Lineage: Eukaryota; Dinophyceae; Suessiales; Symbiodiniaceae
Source: the annotation of a GenBank genome assembly
AUGCUCUCCAGAUUUCCCGGAGCUCGCGUGCUGGGAAGGUCAUGGACCACAGCUGGAGCGCUGGGAAGAUCGCAUCGCUCGUUUGCCAGCGAGUCCCAGGAGUUGGUCUUGAUGGACCGCCGAGACACUGGGGUGGCGCUGCUCACGCUGAAUCGGCCGAAAGCCCUCAAUGCUUUGUCGGACGGCCUCAUGCGGGCACUGGCGGAGAAGCUCCACGAGGUCGACGCAGACUCCACGCUCAAGGCAGCCGUGGUGACCGGCACAGGCAAAGCUUUUGCAGCUGGCGCAGACAUCAAGGAGAUGCAUUCAAGAUCCGACUACAGCGAUGUGCGGCAUGACAACAUGUUGGCACAUUGGUCCGCCAUUUCGGGCAUUCGCAAGCCGAUCGUGGCCGCCGUGGGUGGCUUCGCCCUUGGUGGCGGCUGCGAGCUCGCCAUGUCGUGCGACAUCAUCAUCGCCUCAGAGGCGGCCAAAUUCGGACAGCCUGAGAUCAAGCUGGGGACAAUCCCCGGCGUCGGCGGCACGCAGAGAUUGGUUCGCGCCAUCGGCAAGUCCAAAGCCAUGGAGCUGGUGCUCACUGGUGACAUGCUCUCUGCCGAGGAGGCCGAGAAAGCCGGACUAGUUUCUCGCGUGGUCCCCGCCGGGUCUGAGGUCGAUGAGGCCUUGAAGGUCGCGGAGAAGAUCGCCUCCUUUUCCGUCCCUGUGGUCCAGCUGGCGAAGGAGAGAAACCGGCUCAGAGGCCGGGGCCCAGAGGAGGCUGGAAGCGCCAUCGUCUUGAAUGUGUUCAGGCCCGGCUCAGUGUUCCGGGCCUUGCAAGGCGAGGUUGAAGUGGAGAUACCCGCGGACUUCUCAUUAGACCGCCAUGCCACGUUCUUGACGGAUCUCAGUGCAGGGUCUGUGAGUUGA